AUGUCCGUACCUGUCGGCCUCGAAGCGCAGCGCCUGAAGAACCUGCAACAGAAGCAAAGACUGCUAGAAGAACUCAAUCUCAAUCUCAAUCUCCACUCGGAGCCCACCAGAUCCAGAUCCAGAUCCAGAUCGACCAGGAUCGAUGAACCGGAAAUACCACAACGCGGCAAACGACGGCGUCUGAACCCCUCCACGUCCACUUCCACUUCCACUUCCUUACCAUCAAGGACCUCUGCAAGGAUAGCAGCUAGCGGCACCAGGGUAUCAUACACCGAAGAGCGACAUGAGACUGCUCCGGAGCCCGCUCUCAAGGCGAACAGGAUACCACAGACAUCCAAGCGAAAGCAUACCAUAUCCAGCCGACUUCAACAGCAACCAUCACCACCACCACCACCAUAUGCCGAAUCGGACCUGUCCACCCUCCUGGAUCGAUACAACAACUGGACCCCCACGGCCCCAGAGCCCACCCUAUUUCCUGACGGCACAUACCAAUUCCCAUCGCACCCGACGUUCAAGCCAAACAAAUCCCCCCUGUCGAUAUUGCUCGAGGGCGCUUUUGGCGGCCACUACUUCUCCCCCUGGCACAGCCGCACACUCGGCCUGACCCUCCAAGGCGACCACCAGAAAACGCUGCCGGCGGCGUGGCUGGCCCAGCUCCAGCCCGUGACAAAGUAUCUGACGUCGCCGAUCUACGAUGCCUCGCUGAACAGGUACGGGGUGGUAUGUGGCCAGACGCUGACGCAGUGGGAAGAUGCCGGGUGGAUCAAUUUCACCCAUGACCCUCGCGGCUGGUUUGAGUGGUAUAUUCGCUUUUGGCUUGGCCGCCGGUGCGAGGAUGGCGAGGACGAGAGACAGGUCGGGAGGUGGGUGAGGUGUGUUGGUCCGAGGGGGAGGUGGAAACGCCUUUUGUUGAAGAAAUAUGUCGAGCUGGGGGUCAGAAGUAUCUUCGACGACGAUUUCGACGGCGAUGGUGAUGGUAGCAAAAAUGUCAGCCCCGUCAUGCAUCAGACUUGUCAUCAUUGGGCAUAUCAGGUCACCCAGGAGGAUUUGGAUGAUGCCUGGAGGGAGAGGAGAGGAACAUAA
Molecule: messenger RNA, 1083 nt
Organism: Capronia coronata CBS 617.96
Lineage: Eukaryota; Fungi; Ascomycota; Eurotiomycetes; Chaetothyriales; Herpotrichiellaceae
Exons: 1
Coding region: 1-1083 (360 amino acids)
Source: RefSeq, a predicted model, not a curated record